Molecule: messenger RNA, 183 nt
Organism: Penicillium samsonianum
Lineage: Eukaryota; Fungi; Ascomycota; Eurotiomycetes; Eurotiales; Aspergillaceae
Exons: 2
Coding region: 1-183 (60 amino acids)
Source: RefSeq, a predicted model, not a curated record
AUGGAGUUUCUGGCGCGGGGGUGGGGGGAGUGUUUAAGAUAUCACAAGUGGCUAUACUCCCCAACUCCCCGAACUCCCCCAACUCCCCCCAUUUUCCAGUCCUUCCCAUCAACACGCCCUCGUUUCGUACAUCGGCUGGAUUCCUUGUUCGUUCGCCUCUCCCCUGGAUUUGGUCACCUUUGA